CAACCAGCCAGCUCAUGGCUUGAAUUUCUCUUGAGGCCAAGAUCGUCCAUCUCACGGUCUUUCGCUGGGGGCGGGACCUGGCUUUCAAAUCAACUUGCUAUGUCAUCUUUGAACGUGGGAGGGGGAGUUUCAACAAGUAGCAGCGUUAUCAAGCAGGAAGGAGAUGCCGCCAAGUCCUCAGUCGGCCGCAAAAAUGACGAGAGGCAAGUGGCUCCGUUCGAACCACAUUUUUGUGGAUUACGCAAUGAAGCCAAGCCGUCGCCCGAGCGCUCGCACCUCUUUCAGCAGCAAAGUGAAGAAGAGAAGUUGUUUGCCUGAAAGGAUACAACAAAAUGCUUUAAACAACGUCACACUUGAUUUGUAUGACUGAUCAGGACAGCAGCUUGUCAUCCUCCCACACAGAGGAGGAAGAGGAGGAGACCAUGGAGGAGGACGGCGGCGGCGGCGGGAGCCGGCCCAUGAUGGCGCCGGCGGCCAGCCUCUUGGGCGUGUCGUCCACGCUGCGCGCCGUCAUCCGCAUUAAGCACAAGUACCAGGCCCUGAAGAAACGGCGCCAGGAGAUGGCGCUGGCCAUGGGGGGCCUCCCGGGGGCCCCGACCUGCACCAGCCCCAAGAUCUUCACCUUUGACGCUGCUGCCGCGCCGGUGUCCUGCUGGCCUCCCAGGAAGAAGAAGAAGAGGAAGAGGAGGGUGCUCUACCCUAACAGGAGGCGGCGGAAAGCCCCCGGACAGGAGCACAGCCCGGCCGAGUUUUGUCUCUACCUGCUCAGCGCCAUACUCUUUGUACAGGUGUACAACGCCAUCGAGAACCUGGACGACCACGUGAUCCGCUACGACCUGGAGGGUCUGGAGAAGACGCUGCGCAGAGAGGUGUUUGGCCAGCAGGGGGCGGUGGAGGCGCUCAUGUGGCACCUGAAGGACUUCUUAUCCACCUACGUGCACAACAGGCCGCUGGUGGUGUCCCUUCACGGGCCCAGCGGGGUGGGCAAAAGCCACCUGGGCCGCCUCCUGGCGGGACACUUUCGCUCGGUGGUGGGCGAGGCCCUGGUGCUUCAGUACUUUGCGCUGCACCACUGCCCCCUGGAGGCCGACGCCCCGCGCUGCGCCCAGCAACUGCUCUCGCUGGUCUCCGAGGCGGUGGAGCUGGGCGAGCGAGAGGAGAAGAUCCCGCUCUUUGUGCUGGACGAGGCCGAGCACAUGCACGGCCAGAUCCUGGACGCCCUGCUGGGCCUGCUGGCUCCGUCCCAGGCCAACCAGUUUCUCAACGCCGUCUACGUGAUCCUCGGCAACCUCGGACACGAGCGCGUCACCCGGCACCUGCUGCGAAACGCCUCCGGUCACGAGCUCCUGGCGCCGGAGCUGCGGCGCCAUCUGGAGGGCCGCCACCCCCUGUGGGCCGAGGUGAACGUGGUGCCUCUGGGCCUCCUGGAGAGAAGUCACGUGAUGGAGUGUUUUUUGGACGAGAUGAGCCGUGAGGGAUUCUACCCGGACCGCGCCCACAUGGAGCAGCUGGCGGCAGAGAUUGAGUAUUAUCCCGCCGCGGGUGGGAGGGAGUAUGCUGUCACCGGAUGCAAGCAGGUGGUGGCCAAGGUCAACUUGCUGUGAGCUGCCUGACAAAAUGGGACGGAACACGACUGCAGGCUCGGCCGAGUCGGCUCCUUUGAUCUGCAAACAUCUCAAGUCAGCUUCAAGACUCACCUGUCACUCAAUCAUUGGCAAUGUCAAAAGGCACCGACGAGAAGAGAAGGAAGGACACGAGCGCCGCGCACGCUUUCUCUCCGUUGUCAUGAAGACAACCAGGAAGUGAAUUCAACGGGAGGAGGUUACAUCACUGUGCUACGUAGCCUUGGCAGCUAGCUCAAUGUCAACUUAGAAAUUCCUUUUGUGCCAUUAAACUUCUCCCAAAGACG
Molecule: messenger RNA, 1909 nt
Organism: Syngnathus acus (greater pipefish)
Lineage: Eukaryota; Metazoa; Chordata; Actinopteri; Syngnathiformes; Syngnathidae
Gene: tor4aa
Product: torsin family 4, member Aa
Exons: 3
Coding region: 363-1604 (413 amino acids)
Cellular component (GO): nuclear envelope; endoplasmic reticulum lumen
Molecular function (GO): ATP hydrolysis activity; ATP binding
Source: RefSeq, a predicted model, not a curated record